AUGGAGGCGACACAUCAGCAUCCGAUAUCGUGCUUCAGCUUGUCCUCGCCUUUCCUGCAGGAGAUCACAAACACGGGUAUUUUUAGCUCCGAAAACAAGGAGAAUAUCCCUCCCGCUCGUCUUGGAAAGUCCUCAAACGAGGGUGGUAGGGGCUGCAGAAGCAGCUGGAAGAAUACUGGCAUCACACAACCGCACAACAACUCUCUUACCAGCUGCUGUUGCACACCCAUUACAAAUCGCCAGCGCACAAGCCACACGGGCUUAACACCUGGCAAUAAGUAUGCCACAGGACCACCGUGCGCUGGCACGCUGUUUCCAACCAAUACGAAUAUUUUGGAUGCCUCCUUGCUAACGGAGAACAGUGCUGGAGAUGUAAAGGAGACCAGCUGCCUUAUUACCCCGGUGAAGCGAUGGAAAUGCGUUGAUGCCGUGACGAAUCUCACUCAGGCUGCCGCGGACACGCCUUUUGCUCAGCAGAGCAAACUCUGUGAGCUGUUUCAAGGAGCAACAGUGCCUCUUCCACCGUCGAUGCUCCACACCCCGAAUACCAGUCUUGAAUCAACGCUGCUGCCAAGAGGCGUCUUACCGGAGAGUGACGAAGACGACGGCGACCUGAUGGAAGAGCCGGUAACUAAGAAACCCUGCAUAUCGGAAGCACUUCGCAGUGUCACACAGUCUCAGCCUUUCUUGCAGCCAUUGCAAGAGGAGUUUCCACAACAAUGGCUGCUGGAAAAGCAGGAGCUCGCCCCGCCCCCGUCAUCAUCGACGCCUGCCAAUGCGCAGCCUGCGCAAGAGCAACACGCUGUACGACGCACUGGCCCGCCGCCGGCGUACCCUCACAACGAAAAGCGUCAAAAAGUGACACGCGUGGCGAGCAGUAGCACCUCUCUUAUUGCCGUCAGUGGACGACGUGUCCCCAUCGACAAGUUGCAUCUUCUCCUGCGACCAGCAACAUCCGAAGGGAAGAGCGGCGUCAAAGGCAACGGUCCCACCACUGCUGAUAAUGGCAACUUCCCUUCUGGGUUUGACUCGCUCGCUUCUGCGCCACUCUUUCCCUCCUCGCGACCAAGGCCGACCGCCCUAAAGCCAGUGAAGGUGGUAUCGCCGCCUGCAGCGGCUACGGUCGCACCCAUGAAAAGGCCCUUGUCUCUUCCUCAGACCUGCGACUACGUCAUCCUCGAGUUUGCGCGCGGAGUGGUUAUGCGGUUUCAGGUGGGUCCCUCCCAACCUUUGCCGGUCAUGGGGCGCCGCUAUCUUGCAGCGAUCAAAAGCAGCCGUAGUCCGUACGGCAACGUCGCCUACGAAGAUGCCGGUGUCUGUGUGUAUUUGCAACGCCACCACAGUGAUGGCAACCUGGCCACCGGGGCGGUGCCGAGGUCGGCGCUGUACGAUGGAAGCAUCCUCCGCGAGGUAAGUGAGACCAUUGCUACCGACGCCGAGCGAUUGCAAGAGUUGCGAACCGCGCGUGAUAAGGCCACUGUGGAGUGCUGCAAGCAGUUCCGCUUCCUUAACUUACCGUUCGAACUUGUGGAUGUCUGCUACACGUUUGAUCGGAGCAUCUGCAUUGUCUACUACGCCAUCCAGCCGCAGGAGGGGACAAGCAGCCAACCGAACAUAUCCAGACUCUUGCGCAUGUUGCAGUUCACGCUGCGGACGAAAGUUUUCCUGAAGGGCAUCACACGCACAGAGUAG
This is a messenger RNA of Trypanosoma conorhini, 1692 nucleotides long. Its product is annotated as putative ESAG8-associated protein. NCBI's taxonomy places the organism in Eukaryota, Euglenozoa, Kinetoplastea, Trypanosomatida, Trypanosomatidae. The record is from RefSeq and is a predicted model, not a curated record. The coding region runs from base 1 to 1692 and encodes 563 amino acids. The transcript has a single exon.